Condylura cristata (star-nosed mole) is the source of this 2685-nucleotide messenger RNA. RefSeq names its product putative COBW domain-containing protein 7 (gene CBWD1). The transcript has 12 exons. Gene Ontology annotation, cellular component: cytoplasm. The record is from RefSeq and is a predicted model, not a curated record. Lineage: Eukaryota; Metazoa; Chordata; Mammalia; Eulipotyphla; Talpidae. Bases 28 to 846 code for a protein of 272 amino acids.
AAUGGUCUUAGAGCUAUUGAAAAUUUGAUGGAGAAGAAGGGGAAAUUUGAUUAUAUCCUGUUAGAGACCACUGGAUUAGCAGAUCCCGGUGCUGUGGCUUCUAUGUUUUGGGUUGAUGCUGAAUUAGGGAUGGAUAUUUAUCUUGAUGGUAUCAUAACAGUAGUGGAUUCAAAAUAUGGAUUAAAACAUUUAACAGAAGAAAAACCUGAUGGCCUUAUCAAUGAAGCUACUAGGCAAGUUGCUUUGGCAGAUAUCAUCAUCAUCAAUAAGACAGACUUGGUUCCAGAAGAAGAUUUAAACAAAUUAAGAGCAAACAUUAGAUCAAUAAAUGGACUGGGAAAAAUUUUAGAAACACAAAGAUCAAGAGUUGAUCUCUCCAAUGUAUUAGAUCUUCACGCCUUUGACAGUCUUUCUGGAGUAAGUUUACAGAAGAAACUUCAACAAGUACCAACAACACAACCUCACAUUGAUCAGAGUAUUGUUACAGUUACAUUUGAAGUACCAGGAAAUGCAAAGGAAGAAAGUCUAAAUGUAUUUAUUCAGAAUCUUCUGUGGGAAAAGAGUGUGAGAAACAAGGAUGAUGACUGCAUGGAGGUCAUACGACUAAAGGGACUGGUGUCAAUCAAAGACAAAGCACAGCAAGUAAUUAUCCAAGGUGUCCAUGAGCUGUAUGAUCUGGAGGAGACUCCAGUGAGCUGGAAAGAUGACACUGAAAGAACGAAUCGAUUGGUUCUUAUUGGUAGGCAUUUAGAUAAGGAUAUCCUUAAGCAACUAUUUUUAGCUACUGUGACAGAAAAAGAAAAGCAAUGGACAGCAGAUUUCAAAGAAGAUCAAGUUUGUCUAUAAUACUUGAAGUAUUAUCAAAAGAAUUGGAUGAUAAAAUUGGUGUAUUUCAAUCAUCUCUUUCCAUUAUUGGAUGAUAAAAUUGGUGUAUUUCAAUCAUCUCUUUCCAUUAUUUCUGUUAUGAAUUCGAUUAUACUUUUAAAUAUUUAUUUUUUAGAAUACAAAAUAGUAAAUCACUGUUGUAAAACAUUUGACAUCACAUAAUAAAAUACAUCCUCUGAAGUAUAUAUGUAUGUAUGUAGCUUUCAUAGACAUUUCUUCACAAAGAAUCAGCUUUGGAGCUUCAUGUACUGAAUUGUUCACCCUUGAAGUUAUUUGAGAUAAUGUUAAAAACUUAUAUUAACAUUAUCGUUUUUCCUUAAAACCUCAGUUGAGUGCAUAGCUUUUGUUAGUAACAAAACGUUUUAGAACUCUGUCAUCACAAAUAAAAGGUUUGUUGUGGCUACAGACUUAUUAGUGGAAUAGGAAUCAAAGAAAUUAAUAAGAACCAUUUCUUAUUAUGAAUCAAUUCUAAGCUUACUGGUAGUCAGUGUAAUGAAAUUUCAGGCAUUCACUUUGCAAUAUAUUUAGAAGAUUCCAGUUAGAACUUCAAACUAGAUUUUACUACUGGUAUUAAAUUCAUCUUGGGUUUUUUUUCUUUUUGGACUUCUCUGAUUUUCAGAAUGAGCUAAAAAUUGGAAAGAAAGUAUAAAACUUUAUAUUUGCAGGUAAUUUUGGAUAAUUUAACAGUCUUCAUCUAAAUGUACAAUAGCUUUUCUUCAGGCCAGCCUAACUAUUUAAGUUGUAAGAGAAAAGUAUUAAGUGUCAUUUAGGGAACUUUCCCAAGCUGGUGAUGGUCAAAUAUCAGAGAAAGCUAUCAAAACAUCUUUUUGACUUUUCUAGAAUUUUUAAAUUUAAAAUAUUACACCUGUGAACAUUUAAUGUUUCCAGUGGUUGGAGGCAGACUAAUUGAUUAGAUUAACUGUCUUCCUUGUAUUCUGUAUCUUUUUAAUGUAAAUUCUUUCACUUAUCCUUUUGCCCUUUGAAUCCAUUCUCUUAAAGUUGAGAGAAUAUUUAUUUCUUAUUUCAUUGGUAGCAAGUUGCCCAAAGAAAUUCCAGCUGGUUUUUUCAGUCAAAUCUAGGCUUUCAUUCCAGUCUUACUGUUUCAUGGGUGUAUAAUUUUGGGCAAAGUAUUUUCUAUAUUACUUUACCAAUUAUCAACUGAACAGUGAUAAUACUAGUCUUAAAGGUUCUUUUAAGGACUAAAUAGUUUAUGAGGCACCCAGCUCAGCUUCAAACAACCAGUAGAGCCUAGAUAAAUGUUUUCUUUUUUUAUUUUUUAACAAUUUGUUUUAUAAAAAAUGUGGUAGCAUUAAUACUUAGUAAUGGUUUUUGCCAGUUAAGUGUUUCAACUCAUCUGUUCUACAUCAUGAAAAAAGUACUUAUCCUGUUGUGAGAGAAAUGUUUAAAGGUGUAUUAAUCUAUAUUCUUUAAGAUCUGUGUUUAUAAAAUUUAGUUUUAUAAACUUUUUCCUUUAAAAUGUUUUAAAUUAUUCUUAAAUGUUUUUCAUUAGAUAAAAUUGUAUUUGUGUUGUGAAAGUACAACCAUUAGAGAUGAAGUGAGUCUCCAUUUUCUCUUUUAAUCAUUGUCUCUUCAUAGAGAUAAGCGGUGUUGUCAGUUUAAUGUGUAUGCUUUUAGAUAUUUCUUGUCAUGUACACACAUAUUAUGGUUAACAUUAUUUCCUUGAGUGGAUUUUUCCCCCACUAUUAGGGUCAUAGUUUCAACUGUUUCUUUAGGAAAUUUAUGAAUUCACCAUGAAUAUACUCAAAGAAAGGUUUUAUUUUUGUAAUAUAUGUGUUUUAA